Molecule: messenger RNA, 2445 nt
Organism: Monodelphis domestica (gray short-tailed opossum)
Lineage: Eukaryota; Metazoa; Chordata; Mammalia; Didelphimorphia; Didelphidae
Gene: SEPTIN5
Product: septin 5
Molecular function (GO): GTP binding
Source: RefSeq, a predicted model, not a curated record
GUCCUUGGCACAGAGGGUUAUGGAAUCUCUGGGCGCAGGGGAUCGCCAAGCCCACCCUAGUAGGGGAGAGGGCCCAGGCCAGAGCCUUGAGGGAUAGCCGAGGGCAGUGAGCAUGGCCUGGAGGAGAUAGCACAGGGGAUGGAGCAGGAGCGGUCAGAGAGGUAGGAGGAGAACCGGGAGCAGCAGGCUGUCCGGAGAGUGACCAGGUGUCUGAGGCUGAGGUGGAGGAGAGCCAGGCCGCUGGGCAAUCACUGGGGACUUUGGGGUGGCCGGGCCGUAGGGACACGACGAUUGGGCCAUCCCGGGGCCCUGUGGUGGCCAAGAGCUCCGCUGGGGGAACCUGACCAGGCCAAGAGCUCGGGGUGUCCGGCUCCCCGAGCAGCCUUUCCCCUUUGGGUCCAUGAGGGCUGGGUAAGUCGGGCGGCUCCCAGGGGAUGCUGCAGGCUUUGGGGACUUCGUUUCAGAGAAGGCCACCGAGGCCUCCCCAUUUUACAGACGAGGAAACUGAGGCCCCAGGUUGAGGCCGGGCUCCUGGGUCCGCAGUCAUGGCGGGGCGAGUCAUGUGCUGCGCCCGUUCCCAGGGCUCUCCGUGUCCCACAUCCAGGAGCUCAGGCGUGGGGGUGGGAGAGAUAGGCAGCCUGCAAGGAGGCUCCCAGCUGUCAAGUGGGAGGGAGCACAUGGGCGGAAGCCGGGAGCCGGGCAGCCAGGGAGCGAGCGGCUCUGAGCGUGCGUCUGGGAGGGAGCUGGCCGCCAUGGACACCCUGGUGCUGCAGGACCACCUGGUGGAACAGCUGCUGUCCCCUCGGACCCAGGCCCAGAGGAGGCUGCCCAAGCUGAAGGACCACGACAAGCAGUAUGUGGGCUUUGCCACGCUCCCCAACCAGGUCCACCGCAAGUCGGUCAAGAAGGGCUUCGACUUCACGCUCAUGGUUGCCGGAGAGUCGGGCCUGGGGAAGUCGACGCUGGUGAACAGCCUGUUCCUGACAGACCUCUACAAGGACCGCAAGCUCCUCAAUGCCGAGGAGAGAAUCAACCAGACGGUGGAGAUCCUGAAGCACACGGUGGACAUCGAGGAGAAAGGAGUGAAGCUAAAACUCACCAUUGUGGACACUCCGGGCUUCGGGGAUGCUGUGAACAACACCCAGUGCUGGAAGCCCAUCACAGACUAUGUGGACCAGCAGUUUGAGCAAUACUUCCGCGACGAGAGUGGCCUCAACCGCAAGAACAUCCAGGACAACCGGGUUCACUGCUGCCUUUACUUCAUCUCCCCCUUUGGGCAUGGGUUGCGGCCGGUGGAUGUGGAGUUCAUGAGGGCCCUUCAUGAAAAAGUGAACAUCGUCCCCCUGAUCGCCAAAGCCGACUGCCUGGUCCCCGGAGAGAUCCGCAAGCUGAAGGAGCGGAUCCGGGAGGAGAUCGACAAGUUUGGGAUCAAGGUGUACCAGUUCCCGGAAUGCGACUCGGACGAGGACGAGGACUUCAAGCAGCAGGACCGAGAGCUGAAGGAGAGCGCCCCCUUUGCCGUCAUAGGCAGUAACACCGUGGUGGAGGCCAAGGGCCAGCGGGUCCGGGGGAGGCUCUAUCCCUGGGGCAUCGUCGAAGUGGAGAACCAGGCCCACUGCGACUUCGUGAAGCUGCGCAACAUGCUCAUCCGCACCCACAUGCACGACCUGAAGGACGUCACGUGCGACGUGCACUACGAGAACUACCGGGCCCACUGCAUCCAGCAGAUGACCAGCAAACUGACCCAGGACAGCCGCAUGGAGAGCCCCAUCCCCAUCCUGCCGGUGCCCACGCCGGACACGGAGACCGAGAAGCUCAUCAAGAUGAAGGACGAGGAGCUGAGGCGGAUGCAGGAGAUGCUGGAGAAGAUGAAGCAGCAGAUGCAGGAUCAGUGAGGCCGGCCUGGCCCGGGCCGCCUCCCCCCAUGGUUGGGGCUCCCAGAUGAGCCCCAAGGCCAGACCCUAAUUUAUUGUCGGCCAAGCCGGCCGAGCCCCCUCCCCCUCCCAAGGACCAAGACCCCCCCACUGGGCCCUUCUCCCCCUGCUGGGAAGGGGGGGCCGAGGUGCAGGCAGAUAAGGGCUACGUGGCCCCCCAAGGGCCAGCCUUGCCUCUGGGGGGGAGCCCCUGGGGGUCUUCAGCCCCUCCUCCCCAAUCCUGGGGUCAAGAAGGCAGGAGUUCAAAUGCUGCCUCUGAGACCCACUCACAGGGUGACCCUGGAGGUCGCCUCGCCUUGUUCUGCCUCAGUUUCCCUCACUGUAAAAUGGGGAUCCCAGCGGCCCUCCUUCCUGGGGUUGUGGGGAGGAUCCCAUGAGCCAAUUCUGAAGCUCUGCAGAGGGGGAAACGGAGGCAGAACAAGAGCUGCCGAGGGACUCGCUCAGAGUCCCGGAGGGGGUCACUAAGGAUCGGAACUCGGCUCCUCCUCCGCACCCAGAGGCUCCCUCCCGU